Molecule: messenger RNA, 243 nt
Organism: Dentiscutata heterogama
Lineage: Eukaryota; Fungi; Glomeromycota; Glomeromycetes; Diversisporales; Gigasporaceae
Source: the annotation of a GenBank genome assembly
GCAUUACAUAAUGGACAAGAUGGAUUAGUUCCAGCAUCUUAUAUUGAAUAUCAAACUUCGGAUAGUAAUGAUUAUGUACAAGCAUUAUACGACUACGUUGCACAGACUUCUGAAGAGAUAUCGAUAAGAGAAGGCGAUAUAAUAUUAAUAACAAAUCGGGAUGUUGGUGAUGGAUGGUGGGAAGGCACAUUGAAUGGAGUGACAGGUCAGUUUCCAGCAAGUUAUGUAGGCCCUUUAGAAUGA